Messenger RNA from Tachyglossus aculeatus (Australian echidna), 2013 nucleotides. RefSeq names its product adhesion G protein-coupled receptor F2 (gene ADGRF2). The coding region runs from base 1 to 2013 and encodes 670 amino acids. The transcript is spliced from 8 exons. NCBI's taxonomy places the organism in Eukaryota, Metazoa, Chordata, Mammalia, Monotremata, Tachyglossidae. The record is from RefSeq and is a predicted model, not a curated record. Gene Ontology annotation, cellular component: membrane. Gene Ontology annotation, biological process: G protein-coupled receptor signaling pathway; cell surface receptor signaling pathway. Gene Ontology annotation, molecular function: G protein-coupled receptor activity.
AUGAUGUCCCGAAUGGUGCUGCUCCACUGCUUGGUGUUACUUCUGCCUGUAGAAUCCUGCACAGCGGCAUUCCGGCCCAUCAGUAGAAGCAAGGUUCCGGUGACCCCCAAAGUCGAAGAGCAAUGCCAAGGCCCUUGUGUGGGCCAUUCCCGUUGCAUCAAGGCUUGCACCUCCAACUUGGAGGGAGAUGAAGGGUUCAUGUGCCGAAAACAGCAAUGGCGGAAAUUCACAGACACGUGUCGGACCCUGAAUGCCUCCACGUUGUUUGCGGGCAGUAGGCAUUCAGAGAAUACGUUUUCUAUAAAGGUGGAGGAAACUGGGAAGACCCGGAUCAUUUCAGACAUUCUUCUGCAAAACUGUCCCAAGGAUUUGUCCUGCAUAAUAGAAAAUAUACAAAAAUCUCCUCGGAUACCAGGAAACAUUGCUGUUAUCGUGCAGCUAUUACACAAUAUUUCGAGGGAGUUCUCUGCAAAUGUGGAUGAAGCACAAAUGCAAAGCUACAGCACCAUGGCGAAUCACAUCCUCAACAGUCAGAGCAUCUCCAACUGGACCUUCAUCCCUGCUAGAAACAGUGGUUCUGUCCUGCUGCAGUCCGUGAACUCAUUUGCCGGAAACCUUUCCGUCGGUAAUCAACCCGUCAACAUAUCGGAGCUCUUCAUCCACACGAUGGGCGCCAAGGUAUCGAAAGAUGGCGCCGAAAAGAGCUUCCGCUUCUCAAUGAGGGUGAACGACACCAGCGGUAGGGUCAGCGGGACGGUCCUCGUACCUCAGGAAGAGCUCCGGAAACUGAAGGCUCCCUCCCACGUCGUCAGUAUCGCGUUCCCCACCCUAGGUGCCAUCUUGGAGGCCAGCCUGCUGGAGAACGUCAGCGUAAACGGACUGGUCCUCUCCGUUGCCCUCCCCCCAGAGCUGAGGAGCGUCCUGCUGAUUUUUGAAAAGAUCAGCAAGUGGCCAGUGGCGAGGGCGAGGUGCGUGGGCUGGCACGCCGCUGAGAAUUGCUGGGACGAGACAGUUUGUCAGCUGGCCAGAGAUGAGCGAGACCAGGCUGUCUGCAGCUGCCGCUGUAGCCGAACGUUCACGUCCUUCUCCAUCCUCAUGUCCCCCCACGGGCUGGAGGGCCGAAUCCUGACCUACAUCACCUACGUGGGCCUGGGUGUCUCUAUCUGCAGCCUGCUCAUCUGUCUGUUCAUCGAGGCCCUGGUCUGGCGCCAGGUGACCAAGACGGAGAUCGCCUACCUGCGCCACAUCUGCAUUGCGAAUAUUGCCGCAGCCCUGCUCAUGGCCGACGCGGCCUUCGUGGCUGCUUCCCUUUUGAGGAGUGGAGCAGACCACUAUGAUGGCUGUGUCACCGUCACCUUCUUCAUCCACCUCUUCUACCUCUCCCUGUUCUUCUGGAUGCUCGUCAAGGGGCUACUGAUCCUCUAUGGGAUCCUGGUCGUCUUCCGUAGGCUCCGGAAGUCAGUCCUGAUGACCGGCGCCUUCGCCGUUGGCUACGGCUGCCCUCUGGUCAUCGCCACCAUCACGGUGGCUGCCACCGAGCCGGGGAAGGGCUACGUGAGGCAGGAAGCCUGCUGGCUCAACUGGGACAAUACGCGGGCCCUGCUGGCCUUCGUGGUCCCGGCCCUGGUCAUCGUUGGGGUCAAUCUGGUCACCGUGCUGUUGGUCAUUGUCAAGACCCAGCGACCUUCCAUCGGCAGCACCAUGUCUCAGGACAUGCAGACCGUCGUGAGGAUCAGUAAGAACGUGGCCAUCCUCACCCCUCUCCUCGGGCUGACCUGGGGCUUCGGCGUCGCCACCAUCGUGGAUGGCGGCUCCCUCGUCUUCCACAUUAUCUUCUCCCUGCUUAACGCUUUCCAGGGCUUUUUCAUCUUGUUGUUUGGAGUUCUCCUGGACCAGAAGAUAAGAGAUGCCUUAAAGAGCACAUUUUCCUCAUCAAAAUGGAUAUCCAGAUUAUCAGAGCACCUUUCUUCAGAAGAACGCAUUUCAUGUCGACGCAUCAAAGGACCAAGCUAG